Messenger RNA from Trichechus manatus latirostris (Florida manatee), 3112 nucleotides. RefSeq names its product drebrin 1 (gene DBN1). Gene Ontology annotation, biological process: neuron projection morphogenesis; regulation of actin filament polymerization; positive regulation of dendritic spine morphogenesis. The transcript is spliced from 14 exons. The record is from RefSeq and is a predicted model, not a curated record. NCBI's taxonomy places the organism in Eukaryota, Metazoa, Chordata, Mammalia, Sirenia, Trichechidae. The coding region runs from base 272 to 2185 and encodes 637 amino acids. Gene Ontology annotation, molecular function: actin filament binding. Gene Ontology annotation, cellular component: postsynaptic membrane; dendrite; postsynaptic density.
GGGGCAGGUGCCCAUUCUGUUCCCUCCCUCUCUUCCUGCUGUCAGGCAGAAAACAGGCUUCUCUCCCCAAGGAAACUGAGGCACAGAGUAAGCACAGGCCUGAGGGGCCCCACUUGGGCUGGCCUCACCCUCAUGAUGGAAGGGCAGCCAGAUAGGGCCACUGACCUGGGGGGCUGGAGGAGGGGAUGAAAUGGCCAGGCAUCCAUGCCACGGCACUGCAGCACUGGCGGGAGGCCAGGCCCGGAGGGAUGGAUGAGGGAGACAAGCUCUUAUGUUCUGCAGGGCUCUGUACACAUAUGAGGAUGGCUCAGAUGACCUCAAGCUUGCAGCAUCAGGAGAAGGGGGCUUGCAGGAGCUCUCAGGCCACUUCGAGAACCAGAAGGUGAUGUACGGCUUCUGCAGCGUCAAGGACUCUCAGGCUGCUCUGCCAAAAUAUGUGCUCAUCAACUGGGUUGGCGAAGAUGUGCCUGAUGCCCGCAAGUGUGCUUGUGCCAGCCACGUGGCUAAGGUGGCUGAGUUCUUCCAGGGCGUCGACGUAAUCGUGAAUGCCAGCAGUGUGGAAGACAUAGAUGCAGGUGCCAUCGGGCAGCGGCUCUCCAACGGGCUGGCGCGGCUCUCCAGCCCAGUACUGCACCGCCUACGGCUGCGAGAAGAUGAGAACACUGAGCCUGUGGGCACCACCUAUCAGAAGACAGACGCAGCCGUGGAGAUGAAGCGGAUUAACCGCGAGCAGUUCUGGGAGCAGGCCAAGAAGGAGGAGGAGCUGAGGAAGGAGGAGGAGAGGAAGAAGGCCCUGGAUGAGAGGCUCAGGUUUGAGCAGGAACGGAUGGAGCAGGAGCGGCAGGAGCAGGAGGAGCGGGAACGCCGCUACCGGGAGCGGGAGCAGCAGAUUGAAGAGCACAGGAGGAAACAGCAGACUCUAGAAGCAGAAGAGGCCAAGAGGCGGUUGAAGGAGCAGUCAAUCUUUGGUGAUCAGCGGGAUGAGGAGGAAGAGACCCAGAUGAAAAAGUCAGAAUCGGAGGUGGAGGAGGCAGCAGCCAUCAUUGCCCAGCGGCCUGACAACCCUCGUGAGUUCUUUAAGCAGCAGGAACGAGUCGCAUCAGCCUCCGCAGGCAGCUGUGAUGUGCUCUCGCCCUUCAACCACCGGCCAGGCAGCCACUUGGACAGCCACCGGAGGAUGGCUCCCACCCCCAUCCCUGCCCGGAGCCCAUCCGACUCCAGCACGGCCUCCACCCCUAUUGCUGAGCAGACCGAGCGGGCCAUGGAUGAGGUCACGUCCUCGCAGCCUCCACCACUGUCGCCACCGCUACCACCAGCCCAAGAGACCCAGGAGCCCAGCCUCUGCCCGGAGAGUAAAGAGACCAGCAAGGAAGCCCAAGCAGCAGCCCCUCAGGCAUCGGCAGGCCUUGUGGAGGAGCCCCUUCUGGCAAGGGAGCCUCCCCGGGGGCAGGACAGCCCCACCGAGGACUUGAUGUUCAUAAAGUCUCCAGACCAGGCUGUCCUGGCCACCCCUCUGGAGCUUCCCCCAGCCGACACCACUGCAGCAGACACCUCUGUAGCUGAUGCACCUGACACCAUUGAAACCGACACUGCUGCCGUUGACACCACUGUUGCCAACACAGCCGCCCCCGCUACUGCCAGCCUUAUUGACCUAUGGCCUGGCAACGGGGAAGAGGCCUCCGCACCCCACGCCAGGGAGCCACAGGCCGAGCCCAGGGCCCCCACACCACCCUCGAGUGCCAAGGUCACUCUGGCGGAGGUGCCCCUGCUGGACCAGGUGGCUCAGGAGCCCCUGCCACCAGCAGGUGAUGGCUGUGCCAACCUUCUCAAUUUUGAUGAGCUGCCUGAGCCACCAGCCACCUUCUGCGACCCAGAGAAGGAAGCAGAAGGGGAGCCCCUGGCCGCCCCCCAGGCCCCAACUCUGCCCUCCGCUCUAGAGGAACUAGAUCAGGAGCCGGAACCGGAGCCCCACGUGCUGACCAAUGGCGAGACGACCCAGAAGGAAGGGACCCAGGCCAGUGAGGGGUACUUCAGCCAGUCACAGGAGGAGGAGUUUGCCCAAUCAGAAGAGCUGUGUGCGAAGGCUCCACCUCCUGUGUUCUACAACAAGCCUCCAGAAAUCGACAUCACCUGCUGGGAUGCAGACCCUGUACCGGAAGAGGAAGGCUUCGAAGGUGGAGAUUAGUGGUGCGCCCGCCCUAAGGCUGCCUUCGCCAAGGUCGCCCACUUCCAGGCCUGUUGCCAGACGGCCCGCCGUGCCUGCACUCGCAGCAGCUCCGUCUGGCACCCACUCCGGAUCCCGGCCCUGGCCUGGACUCGGCCGCUUCCCCACCCACAGGGCCCAACUUUGACAGCUUUUCUCUCUCUUUUUUUUUUAAAGUGGAUAGGAGACUUGUACAGUUGACCGAUUUUCCUCCCGUUGGUAGUUGAGACGCUGUUGCAGAUUCCACCCUCUCCCCGCCGGAUCCAGAUUGUAGCUCUUAGAACUCCCUGCUCAGCUGGCCCGGGGUGGAGGCCUCCCCCUGCUUGGGGCCUGGUGCGGGGGAGCUCUGGUGGGAAGAUGUCCCCCCCACCUCUUUUCCUAGUUUUAUGUUUCUUGGAAAAAUAUCACUUUGUAUUCUCUGUCCAGGGCUUCAGAUAUUUUGCACGAAUUUUAAAACAUGGCAAUAAAUGGCUCGCGGGCUCUGGCUCCCUGGGACCCCCUCCCUACCCUUCUCUUGACCCCUCCCUGCCUGGCCCAAAGGAAGUAGCAGGCCCAGCUGGGGCCCCUCGGCUUCCCUGCCCUCUCCUGCCCCCUCCUGCUGGGCAGGUCCCAGGCUGGAGGCCCGCAGAUCCAUUCAGGACAGGGCUAUGGUGGGGGGGGGCUUGGGUGGCCCCUCCCUGACUCCUCCCUCUUCGCUUGGGUUCCUUUUUCACGUUCAGUAACUGUUUUUUGGAAAGCACAAACUUCUGUAACGGAUCGUGCUCAUGUCUGUUAAUAAAGAAAUCCAGAUCCCUUUGGGCCUGCUGCUCCGGGCCUCCAAGGGCUGCUCUGGGGUGGGCCGCCUGCCCGGACACCCCACCCCCAACUCCUCCCACCUCAAAGGCCACAGAGGCAGGGACAGAUAUCCGA